CAGCUCGGCGAAUUCCCCCAGGCCCUGGCGCGCGCAUCUCGCGGCAACCUGAGCGUCGCUUUCCCGCCAGGACGAAGCUGAAGCGGUUUUAGGCUUCCCUUCGUAGAUUCUCUCAGGCUUUUUUCCUUGUGCAGCUGCCCAUUUUUACCGCCGUCCUCCCACCAUGCAGCGUGAACCUCCGAAGGGGAGGCAGGGGAAGAAGUCGGAAAAGCGGCUCUUUGACCCCGUGUCCUUCGGGAAGGACCUACUGGCCGGCGGGGUCGCAGCGGCUGUGUCCAAGACAGCCGUGGCGCCCAUCGAGCGGGUGAAGCUGCUGCUGCAGGUGCAGGCGUCGUCCCGGCAGAUCAGCGCCGAGUCUCAGUACAAAGGCAUGGUGGAUUGCCUGGUGCGGAUUCCCCGCGAGCAGGGUUUCUUCAGUUAUUGGCGUGGCAAUUUGGCAAAUGUUAUCCGGUAUUUUCCAACACAAGCUCUAAACUUUGCUUUUAAGGACAAAUACAAACAACUUUUCAUGUCUGGAGUUAAUAAAGAAAAACAGUUCUGGAGGUGGUUUUUGGCAAACCUGGCCUCUGGUGGAGCUGCUGGAGCAACAUCCUUAUGUGUAGUUUAUCCAUUAGACUUUGCCCGAACCCGAUUAGGUGCUGAUAUUGGAAAAGGUCCUGAAGAGCGGCAAUUCAAGGGUUUAGGUGACUGUAUUAUAAAAAUAGCAAAAUCGGAUGGAAUUGUUGGUUUGUACCAAGGGUUUGGUGUUUCAGUUCAGGGCAUCAUUGUGUACCGAGCCUCCUAUUUUGGAGCAUAUGACACCGUUAAGGGCUUAUUACCAAAACCAAAGGAAACCCCGUUUCUUGUCUCCUUUUUCAUUGCUCAAGUUGUGACCACAUGCUCUGGAAUUCUCUCUUACCCCUUUGACACAGUUAGAAGACGCAUGAUGAUGCAGAGUGGUGAGGCUGAACGGCAAUAUAAAGGAACUUUAGACUGCUUUGUGAAGAUAUACCAACAUGAAGGAAUCAAUGCAUUUUUUCGUGGUGCCUUCUCCAAUAUCCUUCGUGGUACAGGGGGUGCUUUGGUGUUAGUACUAUAUGAUAAAAUUAAAGAACUCCUUAAUAUUGAUAUUGGAGGUAGUUCAUCAGGAGAUUAAAUUAAGAAAUGCAUAUAUUUAAGUUGUUAAACAUACAAAUUAUAUAGCUGCCAUUUGUAUACAAUUUGAUAGUGUGUUAUUACUGUCAGUAUUUUUUAGAGUACUAAUUCUACAAUAAAGCAUA
Messenger RNA from Acinonyx jubatus (cheetah), 1259 nucleotides. It is a transcript of the gene SLC25A31, whose product is annotated as solute carrier family 25 member 31. The record is from RefSeq and is a predicted model, not a curated record. Gene Ontology annotation, biological process: mitochondrial ATP transmembrane transport; mitochondrial ADP transmembrane transport. Gene Ontology annotation, molecular function: ATP:ADP antiporter activity. Gene Ontology annotation, cellular component: mitochondrial inner membrane. The transcript is spliced from 6 exons. Bases 164 to 1135 code for a protein of 323 amino acids. Lineage: Eukaryota; Metazoa; Chordata; Mammalia; Carnivora; Felidae.